AGAGUCUCGCUGCAACACAGAUUCAGUGGUGCUAUGACUGGAGGUGGAUUCUGGAUAAACAUUUAAACUGUAGAUCUGUUCUACUCGAGCGUUAGAAGAAAGCUACUGAAGAAAAAAACGAUGUACAACAGCGGGUAUAACGGAGGCUAUUCAAAAGCCAAACUGGAAUGGUCAGCCAAGAAAAUGCACAGACCAGAGGAAAAGGGUUGCGGUUACUACAUGAAGAUCAUCUUCUUCUUUUCUUCACUGAUCCAGUCUCUCAUCAUUGUCAGUCUGGUGCUCUUUUUGGUUUACGGACAGCCGGAGCAGAAAAUAGAGGAGAAGAGGGUCCAGGAUUUGGAGCAGAGUUAUAAUAAGCUAAAUCUGGAAAAAAUGUCUCUUCAAGACAAAGUGAAGAACCUCACCAGACACCUGAAUAUCACGAUUACGGCAAAGAAGGCUGCUGAUAAAGAAUUGAACACGUUACGUGACCUGGCCAAAAAUUCCAGCGUUAGUAUAAGUUCCUUGCAAAACAAAUGGCAACUGUGUCAAACCGAGACGAACAAAAGGACAGUCAUGAAUCCCAUUUGUCCCCCAUUCCAUUACGGCGAAAGCCGAAGCUGUGUGUACGGCCUUCAGAAAUCUGAAGAAAUGCUGAAACUUGUCCAGGCGAACUUCACCGAACAAAUGACUACGAUGAGAAUUAAAAUCGAAAACGGCAAUAAAGACAAACUUUUAUAUCAACUGGAAGCGAUCGGGCUGCGACGAGACAAAGCCUCCCUUCAAGAAAGGAUCGAAAAGUAUGAGAAAUCGUGUAAGGAGGAUUUUGUUCAUUCUUUGCAAGGAAUCCCGAACGUAACCAGGGAGUUUCUUAAAAAGGUUGAUGAUUUAUUCAUGAAGCACGAAUCCUUCCAGCUCACGUGUGACAAACAAAGCACGAAGCUUGAAGACAUUCGUGUAAACUGCAGCAGCCUGUCCAGAGAGGUAGAGAACAAGCUUCAGGCAUAUCUGGACAAAGUGGGGAGUCAAGUCACGGCUAUUCUAGGCGCGAACGCCAAAUACCAAACAGAAAACAAACGACUGUCAGAGGAUGCCACGUGGUGCAAGGGGAACCUCAGUGCAACUGUUGAGGAGAAACAAAGGACUCUCAUGCAAACCCAGCUGAAGCAUGAUGAAGAAAAGGAGAGGCUCCUGCUGCAGGUCAGACAGCUGACCGAAAAUGGCAAACUUAAUGAAAAUCUACUGUCUGUGAAAGAAAUCGACAUUAAAAUUCUUAACGAGAAGGUCAAUGGCCUCAACAUGUCAUUGACCACUUGUAAGGCAUCACAAAGAAAUCUCGGACAAUUUUCUACGGGAAGGUCCAACUCUUGGGUCUUGGGUUCUGCCGGGUCACAGGUGAACGGACUUGGUAGCAUUGGACAAAGUACAGCAGGACUGAGCAAUGCAGGUUCAAGCGGUACGAGUCCACUGGGUCGUACAGGUUUGGUUGUACCAGGGGUUAACAACGCAGGGUCGAGUGGAACAUCCGGCAUCAGAACAUCGCCAUUUGGAGCGGGAACCAGUGUAUCUGACAACCAGUUUUCAGCACAAAUCACUCAACACUUGCGAGAGCUUCAACGUUAUGCGAAAACAGACUAAAGGGUCCAACAUCCAGUGCAAAGAUCCAGAUGUAUACAGAAUAGAUGUAUGUAGAUACAGAUGAAAUAGAUGCGGACAGGAGGAGAUGAUGAAUUUUCUAUAACAGCGGCUCUGACAGUACAGUACAGUACAGUAGAGCUGCUACAGAACAAACAACAGGUUUAUAUUAACACAGUGUCCUUUCUAUAGUAAAAACUCAUUCUAUAAACAGGGAACGUCAAAUAAUCUAUAUAAUAAUCCUGAGAAAAACAUUGAAGUAUUGUAUAUUAUAUAUUGUAUUAUAUAUCUUUCAUGGAAGAAGUCUCAGGUUUCCAGAGCUUUUCAGAGCAAGUUUCCGCCACAGGAGAGUCUUCAGGACAGACCGAGCAAACUCAUGAUUUCUGGUUUCUUGUGAAAUACAAACUAUAUUUUUUUAUGACAUUAUAUUUUAUUUCGGUUGGGAAACAACUGUUUAUAGCUGUGAUAAUGUACAUGAUAACCAAGAACGAAUCAGCUCAACAACAUAAAUGUGACUAUAUACAGAUCGAAAACUCUACUUGAUGUUUGAUAAUAACGUGGUGUAAAAGGGACAGAACACUUCUGGUUUUAAUGAACUAUUAAGGUCAGUAUUUAAGUAAUACAAGUAUACAUGCAAUAUUAUAAGUAAGUCAUUUGUUUUAUUCGUUAUCUUGUACUUACUCUUUUAAAAAAAACACCAGUAAUAAAAAGCACAAAUGAAAACACA
Tachysurus vachellii is the source of this 2341-nucleotide messenger RNA. RefSeq names its product plasmalemma vesicle associated protein a (gene plvapa). The record is from RefSeq and is a predicted model, not a curated record. The coding region runs from base 121 to 1617 and encodes 498 amino acids. Gene Ontology annotation, cellular component: caveola. The transcript is spliced from 5 exons. NCBI's taxonomy places the organism in Eukaryota, Metazoa, Chordata, Actinopteri, Siluriformes, Bagridae. Gene Ontology annotation, biological process: regulation of vascular permeability; positive regulation of cellular extravasation.